AUGUUGGGGCAGAAGAAGCAUUUCUUGCGCCAGCGGCAAAAGGAGGUCGUACGGGCGAUGAUCUCCUCCGCUGUUCCGCUGACGCCGACAGGGGCACCGCAGGCGUCCUCGCAGUCUAGUGGAGGGGAAACCCCAGGUAUCACGGCAUGGCGUCUCCUCAUCUACGACGAUAUUGGGCGUGACGUUAUUGCCCCUCUGCUGAGGGUUGGGGACCUGCGAGAGCUGGGCAUUACGCUGCACAUGCACAUCAACUCCAAACGCGAUCCCGUACCCGGCGCCCCUGCUAUUUACUUUUGCUCCCCAACCAACGAGAACAUUCGCGCCAUUGCCGCUGAUGCGGUAAAUGAGCUGUAUGAGUGGAUGUACGUCAACUUCAGCUCGCAGGUGUCACGAGGUGGGCUUGAGAUGCUUGCGGAGGGCCUUACUCAUGGAAAACUUCAGAACAUUCAACACAUUCACGUUUUUGACCGCACACUCAACUACGUUGCUUUGGAGGAUGACCUUUUUGUGUUGAUGCAGGAAGAUUCUAUGGUGACCUUAAACAGUCGUCACGCGAAGGAUGCGGAGGUGGAGGCGCAUUUAAAUGCUAUGGUACUAGGUAUCUCCCACAUUCUGCUGUCUCAACAGGUCCUUCCCGUUAUUGCACAUGGUAAAACGGGGGCAGCCGAGGAAGUUGCACGGCGGCUCUCCAUUUGUCUUAAUGAUCAUAUAAACGAACGCACCCUGGUACCAGCGGCCUCCACUGUGCUUGGUCGACCGCUGCUGCUUAUCGUAGAUCGCUCUAGUGAUCUUGCGACCGUGCUGCAUCACCCCUUUUCUUACCGUGGGUUGUUGGUGGAAGUGGGGGACAUGCAUCUAAACAAGGUUACCGUGCGUGAGGAGGAUGGGAAGGAGUCUGCGUUUGAGAUUGACCCGGACAGAGAUGAGUUUUACGAAGCCAAUGCCAUUCUGGACUUCAGUGCGGUUGGAGGAAACAUUGAGGCAGCCUUGCGGCGGUACCGUGAGGAGUACGCCGCUCUUUCAGAGACCACAUGUGGCGGAGAGGAUGAUACUGACGCCAACGCCAUGUCAAAGUUGUUGGCAAAUGCUCCCAAACUUGGGGAGAAGAAGCGGAUGUUGGACGCUCACACCAAAAUGGCCUACAGCUUUCUGCAGUACAUUCGCAAAAGUCACCUUGACCGGUUUCACGGUGUGGAAUUAGGAAUAAUUAAACGCGAGGGUUUUGACAAGGAGGAGUUUGAGAAACUACUCUUGACCCGUUUGGGAACGCUGGAGGACCGCCAGCGACUCUACCUUAUUGCCUACUUGCUAGACACAGAGGGGGAGUAUGAGGCGGUGCUGCAGCGAUGUGCGUCUGUCUUUGAGGAAACACCCUUUCCUGCGCUAGCCUACAUUAAACACCUACGCAAUUGGUCACUGAAUGAGGCAGGCCCUACAAACACGGAGUUGGGUGCCGCGCAAGGCUUUGCUUGGGGUCUGGCGCAGACGUUGGCCAAAAACAUCGCCAAUACGCUUGGCGCUAACGCCAAGUCGGAGUUGCCGCUCACAAAACUUGUAGAUGCACUUUUGCAAGAUCCAGCGAUGUCGCCCAGGGGUGGUACCACUGCCCGAACAAUGGGUGGGGGCAACACGCUACGCGCAAAGCUGUUGGAGACGGUCGUUGGGUACGACCCACGGACCAAGAAGCCAGUGGACUUGACAGAAACACACUUUUCGCAGGCAAUUGUCUUUACUAUCGGGGGAGGUUGUGUCGCGGAGUAUGAUGAUCUUAAAACGUGGGAAACUGAGCACCCGAGGAAGGCGGUAAGCUACGGAUGCACCGCCUUGCUUACCGGCAAUAAGGCGCUUCAUCAGCUUUCUUUGCUGGGCGAAGGAUCAGCGUGA
Messenger RNA from Trypanosoma rangeli, 1884 nucleotides. RefSeq names its product putative sec1 family transport protein. The transcript has a single exon. Gene Ontology annotation, molecular function: syntaxin binding. The record is from RefSeq and is a predicted model, not a curated record. Gene Ontology annotation, cellular component: cytosol; Golgi membrane. Lineage: Eukaryota; Euglenozoa; Kinetoplastea; Trypanosomatida; Trypanosomatidae. The coding region runs from base 1 to 1884 and encodes 627 amino acids. Gene Ontology annotation, biological process: endoplasmic reticulum to Golgi vesicle-mediated transport; intracellular protein transport.